Molecule: messenger RNA, 4094 nt
Organism: Thlaspi arvense
Lineage: Eukaryota; Viridiplantae; Streptophyta; Magnoliopsida; Brassicales; Brassicaceae
Source: the annotation of a GenBank genome assembly
CUGGAGAAUUCAAAAUUGUCGCUCUUAACGGCUCCUCUCUCUUCUCUCUCCCUUCUUCGUCGCUCUUUGCCCAAACACUAGGGUUUCACCGACGCUCUUGCAUGAGCAGAUUCGCCUUUUCUCACAUUUUUCCUACUUUAGGGUUUCUAAUUGUAGAUUUUACGGCGAGAUGAAGCACUUUAUGUGGCCAAGAAACGGUAUCUCGCGAGAUGGCGGAGAACCGCACUCGCCGAAGCCAACUAUGUCGAAAUCGAAGCCUCCACGCAAAAUCAGAUCCGCCAAAGAAAACGCUCCACCUCCGGAUCAGAACUCGUCGACGCCCGACCAUAGGUCGGCGACGAAAAUGAAGAGUCAGUUGCCCCCGCGUCCGCCGCCGUCUAAUCCUCUUAAACGGAAGCUCUGCGCGGAGGUUGCGGCGGAAAAUGCCAUAUCUGGGAACUCAGACUCUGGUGUCAAGGAGCAAAUGUUUCAGCUUGUGGGAGCCCCUCUUGUUGAGAAUUGUCUAUCUGGGUUUAACAGUUCUGUAUUUGCCUAUGGACAGACUGGUAGCGGGAAAACAUAUACUAUGUGGGGUCCUGCAAAUGGAUUGUUGAAAGAGCACCUCAGUGGUGAACAAAGAGGAUUGACCCCACGAGUCUUUGAACGUCUGUUUACCCGAAUCAAAGAGGAACAAGUCAAGCAUGCUGAAAGGCAACUCAAUUAUCAGUGCCGUUGUUCAUUACUCGAGAUUUACAACGAGCAAAUAACAGAUCUACUGGAUCCGAGCCAGAAAAACCUAUUGAUUAGAGAAGAUGUCAAGACAGGUGUUUAUGUUGAAAAUCUGACUGAGGAAUACGUGAAUAACUUGACUGAUGUGUCACAGCUUCUGAUUAAGGGUUUAGGAAAUAGAAGGACUGGUGCAACGAGUGUGAAUGCAGAGAGUUCAAGGUCACAUUGUGUAUUUACUUGUGUUGUUGAAUCCCGAUGCAAGAAUGUUGCAGAUGGGUUAAGCAGCUUCAAGACGAGCCGAAUAAACCUUGUUGAUCUGGCUGGUUCUGAACGACAAAAGCUAACUGGUGCAGCUGGAGAGCGUCUGAAGGAAGCUGGGAAUAUCAAUCGAUCGCUCUCUCAGCUUGGGAACUUGAUAAACAUCCUCGCAGAGAUUUCUCAAACAGGGAAGCCGAGGCAUAUACCUUAUAGGGAUUCCAGGUUAACAUUUUUAUUGCAAGAGUCUCUUGGUGGGAAUGCAAAGUUGGCAAUGGUUUGUGCAAUUUCUCCUUCACAAAGUUGCAAGAGCGAAACCAUCAGCACCUUGAGAUUUGCUCAGCGCGCAAAGGCAAUACAGAAUAAGGCUGUUGUCAAUGAAGUGAUGCAAGAUGAUGUAAAUGUUUUGCGUGGAGUAAUAAGUCAGCUGAAGGAUGAACUACAAAGGAUGAAGGAUAAUGUAAAUAAUCCAAGCAAUCCAAACUUAGCUUAUUCUACUGCAUGGAAUGCACGUAGAAGUUUGAAUCUAAUAAGAAGCUUUGGUCUGUGUCAUCCAAGGUCCUUACCUCAUGAAGACGAUGACGGAGAUAUUGAGAUGGAAAUUGAUGAGGCUGCUGUUGAAAGGCUUUGUGUUCAAGUGGGUUUGCAAUCAUCUCUAGCUUCUGAGGGGAUCAAUCAUGAUAUGAACAUGAUCAAUUCAUCCCUACAAACCCUUAAUGACAACAAAUCGUGUCCUAAAUCAUCUGAUGGCCAAUCCACAGAAAAGCAGCCUCCUAAGGACACAUAUGUUGCCAUGGAGGAUGCUAGUUGCCAACCUGAGAACAUUGAACCAGAAACAGUGGAUAAUGCGAGAACUGAUACAGAGACGGGCAUCACAGCAAAUCAGAUCAAGACACCCUUGCAAACUUUGGAUCACGACUCCAAUUCGCAGCCUCUUUUAUUAAAGGAUACUAUUUGUUCUUCACCAAACGAGACAGAAGAUGUGCCAUCAUGCCCUGGCUUGCUUCUGGAAGACGUUGCUUCUGCAAAUGUAUCUGUAGCUGAUGGAUUAAAUGAACCAGAGCACUUAGUGAAUUCUGCAUCUCCUAGUCUUUGUAUAGAUCCAGUUGGCGCUGCUCCUGUAUUAAAAUCUCCCACACAUAGCGUCUCUCCUACAAUUAGAAAUAGCAGGAAAAGCUUGAAGACAUCGGAAAUGUCAACAGCAUCUCAGAAGAAGGAUACUGAGGGAGACAAGCUGGUCAUCGAAACUGCAGACCCAUCUCCGGCUCCAUCCAAGAAGAUGAAUAACUGUUCUACCGAUUUGUCUACACAGAAGAGCAAAGCUUUUCCUGUACGCACCGAGCGUUUGGCAGCUAGCCUCCACAAAGGAAUUAAACUUCUUGAGUCGUAUUGCCAAAGUACAGCUCAAAGACGGUCGACAUUCAGGUUUUCCUUCAAAGCUCCAGAUAGUAAGCCUUCAGCCUUUAUAAGUAAGGCCGAUGCAGGUGUGCAGACGUUUCCCGAAGCUGAUGCAAUAUCAGAUGAGAAUACAAAAGAAGUUAUCUGCAGUAAAUGCAAAUCAAGAGAGGAGGUUGAUGCCCAGCAAAUGGGUGACAUGCCAAAUCUUCAGUUAGUACCUGUUGACAACUCGGAAGUGACAGAAAAACCCAAGAGCCAAGUUCCCAAAGCAGUGGAAAGGGUUCUAGCAGGAUCUAUCAGGAGAGAAAUGGCUUUUGAAGAGUGCUGCACUAAACAAACCUUUGAGAUAACCCAGCUUAACCGACUGGUACAGCAAUACAAACAUGAGAGGGAGUGUAAUGCCAUCAUAGGACAAACAAGGGAGGACAAAAUUAUUCGACUUGGAAGCCUUAUGGAUGGCGUACUAACUAAGGAGGAUUUCUUGGAUGAAGAAUUUGCUUCUCUCCUGCAUGAACAUAAACUUCUAAAGGACAUGUAUCAGAACCACCCUGAAGUGCUGCAGACGAGGAUUGAGCUGGAAAGAGCGCAAGAAGAGGUCGAGAGUUUCAGGAACUUUUACGGCGACAUGGGAGAAAGGGAAGUGUUACUGGAAGAGAUUCAGGAUUUAAAGAUGCAGCUACAAUGUUACAUUGACCCUUCUCUUACAUCAGCUCGGAAAACGUGUUCCCUGCUUAAGCUUUCGCACCAGGCUCCUUCAUCAGUUAACGAGAGUCUUGAGAAGACAUUAGAGCAGGAAAGACUUCGCUGGACAGAGGCAGAGACAAAAUGGAUCUCUCUCGCGGAGGAACUAAGAACAGAGCUUGAAGCCAGUAAAGCGGUGAUGAAUAAGCAGAAACACGAACUCGAUAUCGAGAAACGAUGUGGGGAAGAGUUGAAAGAAGCAAUGCAGAUGGCUAUGCAAGGGCAUGCGAAGAUGCUUGAACAGUAUGCAGAUCUUGAAGAGAAGCAUAUGCAAUUGCUCGCGAGACACAGAAGGAUUCAAGAAGGCAUCGACGACGUUAAAAAGGCAGCUGCGAAAGCCGGAGUUAAAGGAGCAGAGUCCAGAUUUAUAAACGCACUCGCGGCGGAGAUCUCGGCGUUAAAGGUGGAAAGAGAGAAGGAGAGACAAUACUUGAGAGAUGAGAACAAAAGUCUCCAGACACAACUUAGAGAUACAGCUGAAGCUGUACAAGCAGCUGGAGAGUUACUUGUUCGUCUUAAAGAAGCUGAAGAAGGUUUAACAGUUGCACAGAAACGAGCGAUGGAUGCAGAGUAUGAAGCUGCAGAGGCGUAUAAAAAGAUCGAUAAGAUGAAGAGAAGACACGAAAACGAAAUCAACACUCUUAACCAAAUCAAUAGUGUAAGCAAAGAAUGCUCAACGGAAUGUGAUGAAGCCGUGAAACCAAGUGAGAAGCAAUGGAGAGAUGAGUUUGAGCCGCUUUACAAUGAUGAAACCGAGUUUUCAAAGCUUGCUGAACUGUCUUGCUUCUCUGGUUAUGACCGGUGCAACAUCUAAUCCUAAUUUGCCACAAUUUGUAUAAAAUGGGUGUCUGAUUCUAUGAUGUAAAAGUUUCAAAAAAAUUCGGUUUUUUAUGCACAUAUACUCAGGGACGUUGCAUUUAAAAGCAGUCAUCUAAACCGUUAGAUUAAAAUUUCCUUUUUUCUCUGCCCAAUAAAAUUAUGCUGAUGUCAGC